AUGAAGCUUGUCGCCUCAGUCGUCGCCCUCUCUGCGGUCGUCUCCGCCCGUAGCCUCAACUUGCGUCAAUCGUCUUCGUUGCCUGUUCCCUCGCAAUGCACUUCGCAAUGCACCACAUUUGUGUCCAUCUACGACGGAUGCGUCGCCGGUGACACUGUCACUUGUGCCUCUAUCUGUGACAACAUUCCCACCGUCCAGGCAUGCAUUACUUGCAUCGAGGGCGUGGACCCCUCGAUCACGUCGGACCUGCAGUCCGCCAUGGACCAACUUACUUCUGCAUGCGGUGCCACGACCGGCGCCGCCACGGACAUGGUUACGACCGACACGAUGUCCGUUGAAAGCAGUACUAUCGACACCUUCGUUUUGACUGGUACUGACACCAUUGGCGUUGACACCAUGAGCGUCGACACCAUGGGCAUGGACACCGCCACGGUGGGCCUGGUUACGACCACGGCCCCCGCCGUCGGCGUUCAAACGACUGCCGCUGUUGGCGUACAGACAAACGCAGCUGCUGGGGCGUCGGCCAACGCAGCAACUACCAAGUCAUCUACCACACCUGCAGCAGGUGCAUCGACUGCCAAGACUACCACGACCAACACCCCGACGGUUAAGAGCGGUGGCCUCCUUACAGCCUCCAUGUCGCUUGGCGCCAUUGGCAUUGCCGUGGCCGCUUUCCUCCUUUAA
Apiotrichum porosum is the source of this 684-nucleotide messenger RNA. RefSeq lists its product as uncharacterized. NCBI's taxonomy places the organism in Eukaryota, Fungi, Basidiomycota, Tremellomycetes, Trichosporonales, Trichosporonaceae. The transcript has 5 exons. The record is from RefSeq and is a predicted model, not a curated record. The coding region runs from base 1 to 684 and encodes 227 amino acids.